Molecule: messenger RNA, 2600 nt
Organism: Phyllostomus hastatus (greater spear-nosed bat)
Lineage: Eukaryota; Metazoa; Chordata; Mammalia; Chiroptera; Phyllostomidae
Gene: CD248
Product: CD248 molecule
Exons: 1
Coding region: 12-2336 (774 amino acids)
Biological process (GO): cell migration
Cellular component (GO): external side of plasma membrane; extracellular matrix
Molecular function (GO): calcium ion binding; extracellular matrix protein binding; extracellular matrix binding
Source: RefSeq, a predicted model, not a curated record
GGGGCGUCGCAAUGCUGCUGCGCCUGCUGCUGGCCUGGGCGGCCACGGUGCCCACGCUGGGCCAGGCCCCCUGGGCCCCCGAGCCCCGCGCCGCCUGCGGCCAGGACAGCUGCUACGCACUCUUCCCACGGCGCUGCACCUUCCUGGAAGCCUGGCGGGCCUGCCGAGAGUUGGGGGGCGACCUCGCCACGCCUCGAACCCCUGAGGAAGCCCAGCGCGUGGACAGCCUAGUGGGUGCCGGCCCGGCCGGCCAGCUGCUGUGGAUCGGGCUGCAGCGGCAGGCCCGGCAGUGCCAGCCGCAGCGCCCGCUGCGCGGCUUCACGUGGAUCACCGGGGACCAGGACACAGACUUCACCAACUGGGCCAACCCUCCCACGAACGGGUCCUGCCCUGCCCAGCGCUGUGCAGCCCUUAAGGCAAACGGCGAGCAUCGCUGGCUCGAGGGUUCGUGCACGCUGGCUGUCGAUGGCUACCUGUGUCAGUUUGGCUUUGAGGGCUCUUGCCCAGCGUUGCCAGAAGAGGCUGGCCAGGAGGGCCCCACCGUCUACACCACGCCCUUCCACCUGGUCUCCACCGAGUUCGAGUGGCUGCCCUUCGGCUCCGUGGCCACCGUGCCGUGCCAGGCCGGCGGAGAAGCUUCUCUGCUGUGCGUGAAGCAGCCCGAGGGUGGGGUGCGCUGGUCCCGGGCUGGGCCCUUGUGCCCCACCGGGACCGGCUGUGACCCAGAUAACGGGGGCUGCGAACACGAGUGUGUGGAGGAGGUGGAUGGCCGUGUGUCCUGCCGUUGCACUGAAGGCUUCCAGCUGGCCGCGGACGGGCACAGCUGUGAAGACCCCUGUGCGCAUGCCCUGUGUGAGCAGCACUGCGAGCCGGGUGGGCCACAGGGCUAUAUCUGCCACUGUCACCUGGGGUUCCAGCCGGCCGACGACGAGCCCCACCGCUGCGUGGACACGGACGAGUGCCAGGACAUCCCCGUGUGCCAGCAGAUGUGCGUCAACUACGUCGGCGGUUUUGAGUGCUACUGCAGCGAGGGCCACGAGCUGCAGGCCGACGGCAUCAGCUGCAGCCCCGUGAGGGACGUCGGGGCUCGGGCUGCCCAGGGCCUGGAGGACGAGCUGCUGGAUGACGGCCAGGAUGAGAUGGACCAAGGUGAGCCCUGGGAGCGCUUCGGUGGUGGCUGGACGGAGCCACCUGGGAUCCCGUGGAUGGAGCCCACGUAUCCACCUGACUUUGGCCUGGCUUAUAGACCUAGCUUCCCAGAGGACGGAGAGCCACAGGUGCCCUACCUGGACCCUACCUGGCCGCCCCCGCUCAGUGCCUCCAGGGCCCCCUAUCACUCCUCAGUGCUCUCUGUCACCCGGCCCGUGGUGGUCUCCGCCACACGCCCCACACUGCCUUCUGCCCACCAGCCCCCCAUCAUUUCUGCCAUACACCCACCCUUGGCCCCUGCCCCGCAGCCCACCAGGAUCCCUGACAUGUACCCACCUUUGCCCCCUGUCCACCAGUUCCCCAUGAUCUCAGCCGGCUAUCCAGACCUGCCUUCUGCCCACCAGCCUCCCGUGAUCCCUGCCACGCACCCGGCGCGGCCCGCUGGCCACCCGCCCCCGGUUAUCUCAGCCAGGCACCCUGAACAGUCCACCGCCCACCAGCCCCCCCUGUCUCCAGACACCCAAGUGGCUGGUACUCAGAACACUGCUCAUGUGCCCCGCAUCCCAGCUAACCACGGCCUCCUUGUCACCACCUCCAGGACUCAUCAUCCCCCGGGGACCCCAGGUGUCCCAGUCCUCAAACCCCAGGCCACUCGCCUUCCCAUAAGCUCACCUGCCCCGCCGUCUCUGACAACUGCAUCCAGGUCCCCUCUGCCCAUCGCCCGUCGGGUCCCCGUGCCUGCUGCCACCCAGCCCCCCGUCCUCCACACUUCCCUGCCCCCUCAGAGCCCCACGAACCAGACCACUCCCACCAGCCCUACACGCACCCAUUCUAAAGCCCCAGAGGUCCCGAGAGAAGAUGCCUCUAAUUCCGAGCUGACCCCGUGGCUGCCCUCAGCAGCCCCCACAGCAGCCCCCACAGCCCUGGGGGAGGCCAGUCCUGCGGGCCGAAGCCGGAGGGAUGACCGGUGGCUGCUGGUGGCACUUCUAGUGCCUACAUGUGUCUUCCUGGUGGUCCUGCUGGCACUGGGAAUUGUGUACUGCACCCGCUGUGGCCCCCACGCACCCAACAAGCGCAUUACAGACUGUUAUCGCUGGGUCACCCAUGCUGGGAACAAGGGCCCGACAGAACCCACGCCCCACCGGGGCAGCCUCACAGGGGUGCAGACCUGCAGAACCAGCGUGUGAUGGGGCACGGCACGCCACUCCAUGCGCGAGGGGAAGGGGCAGGCAUUGGACACCGGGCCCGGGCUGCACCAGUGCCCCAUGCAGGCUGCCCAGAUGGACAGAGGGCUUCCUGCCCCCUCAGGCCCAGCUGGGCUCUUCUCUCAGUCAACCACCAGACGUGGCGCACGGAGACUCUGCUCCCAGGCCUGGCACUUAUGACAGAGGAGAUGCUGAGGCCCCCAGGACCGGAGGGGGUGGGCACUGGGCUCUUCUCCAAUAAAUGGA